Messenger RNA from Oreochromis aureus, 1068 nucleotides. Its product is annotated as cytosolic 5'-nucleotidase 1A-like. Gene Ontology annotation, cellular component: cytoplasm; cytosol. Gene Ontology annotation, molecular function: 5'-nucleotidase activity; magnesium ion binding; nucleotide binding. The transcript is spliced from 7 exons. NCBI's taxonomy places the organism in Eukaryota, Metazoa, Chordata, Actinopteri, Cichliformes, Cichlidae. The record is from RefSeq and is a predicted model, not a curated record. Gene Ontology annotation, biological process: nucleotide metabolic process; adenosine metabolic process. The coding region runs from base 66 to 947 and encodes 293 amino acids.
CUGCAGUCAGCAAACAGAGGAAAUUCAAGUUUAUUUCUAUCUGCUUUCCUACUUUAAGAAGCACGAUGAGUGAGUGCAGAACUUCUACAGGAAAGAAAAGAAAGACAGCUGACUUCACUCAGAGACAGAGAAAGAUAAGAAAGUCUGAACGAGAGAUCCCUGUCACCAUUGCCAUGUCUUCAGGACUCCUCUUCAAGCAAGAACAGGAGGGCUAUGGCCCUGCCUUCAAAUUUGUCAAGGCUCUGAAAGCAGUCAAUGCUGAACUCAGACACCAUUACCCUGAUAGUAACGAGCUCUUUAAAGUCAUAUUCAUCGAUGACACCACAUCAUCAGACUUUCUCAUGGACCAGACCUGUGAACGCAAUCAACUUGUGAGUGAGUUAAGAAGAAACAAUACCCACCUGUACCUGUCUGAUGAACCAAACAAGGUUCAGGAAGCUUUGAAUGCAGGUGUAGCAGCUGCUAUCAUGUUCACCCCAACAAACAUCAUCACAGAGUCUGAGAAUCAGCUGCGUGUUGCCUUUGAUGGCGAUGCUGUCCUCUUCUCUAAUGAGUCAGAGCUCGUGUUCAAGAGUGGACUACAAGCAUUCUUGGAUCAUGAGGAGCAAAAUGUUGAAAUUCCAAUGAAUGGGGGACCAUUCAGAGGAUUCUUGGAGGUUUUAAUAAAACUGCAGAAAAAGUUGAAUAAUACAGGCCUGUACAAGAAGUGUCCCAUUCGUACCUACCUGGUGACAUCUCGAGGGGCAGGCUGUCCUGGCUACAGAGCUUUAAACACUCUGCACCGGUGGCAUCUGGAGCUUGAUGAAGCUGUGUUUCUGGGAGGGGCUGACAAAGGUCCUAGCCUGCAGAGGAUCAAACCUCACAUCUUCUUUGAUGACCAGCAGAGACAUGUUGAUGCUGCACUGGAGGUCGGCACAGUGGCAUGCCUGGUGCCUUCACCAAACUAAUAAUAAAUAGCAAUCCAUUGAUUGGAUUUUAUAACUGCUGGAAAUAUGUGAACUUGAAAAGUAUGUUUCCAUAAUGCUUCAUGAAUGCAAAUAAAUUAACAAACAAACAUCUUUAUCUCAA